Messenger RNA from Arabidopsis lyrata subsp. lyrata, 1250 nucleotides. RefSeq names its product F-box protein At3g28330. The coding region runs from base 1 to 1167 and encodes 388 amino acids. The record is from RefSeq and is a predicted model, not a curated record. NCBI's taxonomy places the organism in Eukaryota, Viridiplantae, Streptophyta, Magnoliopsida, Brassicales, Brassicaceae. The transcript has a single exon. Gene Ontology annotation, molecular function: protein binding.
AUGAAUUCUCUCACAGAGGAUCUAUGGUCAAUCAUACUAGCAAGAUUACCACUAAAGAGCAUCAUAACUUCAAAACUUGUGUGCAAGCAGUGGAAAUCGAUUGUCGAGUCUCCAUACUUUCGUAAGUCUCUGUACCAAAACUUGCAUUCUUCUUCAUGGUCGCUCCUUGUUUGGGAUGAUAAGAAAGACGUCGGUACAACUCUUUACGGAUGCGAACCAUCUAUAGGCUCUUACAUCUUAUCCUUCCUAACUAACAAGUUUGAGAUUCAGAGAGACAAAUACGAGUAUUCGGUCUGGGACUACACGGACGUUGGGUUGAUUUUGGUCAGUGAAGUGUCUAAGAAGCCAUCUAUCCUUAUCAAUGCAGUGUAUGUGGCUAAUCCAGUUUCACAGGAUUGCAUAGAACUCCCUUCUCAUCUCAAAGAAUAUGUUUUUCCUUUGGGAAUUGUCACACGAACGGAGAACGGCGUUGUUUUAGAUUACAAAGUUGUUUUGCUUGACUUUGGUAAUGUGAACGAAAACAUGGAAAUAAGUUUGUUGAUAUAUUCAUCUGAGACAGGCUUGUGGAGUCUCAGCAUUGUCCAUUUGCCUUCAUCUUUGUACUAUCAAUAUUUUUAUCGUUCAAUUAGCUUGAAUGGAAAUCUUUACUGGCUCAACCGCAAUAGUGACAAUGAAGAUGUUAUCGUAUCCCAUGAUUUCUAUGCAACUGGCACGGAUUCGGAUCGAUGUCGAGUUACACUUUAUCCUGAUUCAGGAAAACAUCCCAAAUUCAGAAGAGGAUGCACUAUAUCUCAAGGAUUUCUCAUGUAUAUGAAUGUAGUGUCUAUAACCAAAGAUGAUGGAAGUCUAGAGGAUAAGCUAAGUAUAUGGAAGCUUAAGAGCGGGGAAUGGCAGCUAGUAUCUGAAAUCUCUGUGGAUUGUGUUAAUCCCAGUUUUGAUCAUAUUCCAGUGACAAUAAACUCUGUUGAUGCUAAAACAGUCUAUUUCUGGAACAGGAAGCAUCAAAGUUUGGUAGCUGCUAACAUAUGCAAUGGGAAGUUUGUGCUCCAUAGUGAAUUGGAACAUAGCGGUCGCAGUCCGAAUUCCUUUGAAUGCUUUAAAAGAUCAGACUGUCCCUCGUUUGUUCUUCCACAAUGGUUGCAUCUCACGCCGGUGAGAGGUGUUUAGACAUAAUAUAUGCAAGACUUCACUUUGUUUCUUUCUUUUUUGGUUAGUUUCUUAUGCAAGAAGAAGAAGAUUGUGCUUGGAUU